AUGCCUCGAGCAGCAUUAGGAAAGAGAGCCCGCGGCAUUGAUGAAACUGAUAUGCCCUGCCCAGUGGCUACUCCUCCCAAACGAAGCCGCCGCCUCGCAAAGACUGUUUCAUACAACGAUGAGAACGAAGACCCUGCAUACUCCCUUAUUGAUGAUGAGGAUGACGAUGUGUUGGCCGAGCUACCUCCCCGAACUCGAAGAUCUCCCUCACAAGUAUCAACGAAGCACAACCCCGUUACUCCUUCAACCCCUCGACAUCGAGAUGCCCUAUCGGUGCCUCCUACUACACCUCGACAUGCUGUCAUGUCGGCAGGCAAACUUUUCAAACGAUUGACGCCACACACACCACUCUCACCCAGCACCAUCCAGACUGUCUAUCACUUAGCACGAUCACUAUUUGCUCGAGGAGCUGAGCCUGGCCAACUUGUCGGCCGAGAUGCCGAGCGAACACAAUUAACCGAGUUUCUCAACCGAUAUUCUUCAUCAACCCCGAACGGCUGUCUUUACGUGAGUGGUCCGCCAGGUACCGGCAAGAGUGCCAUGAUCACCGAGAUCACUCGGCAGUAUGCCAAUCAGGAGGAUGUCCGGUCUGCCUACGUCAACUGCAUGAGUGUCAAGUCUUCUAAAGAUCUUUAUACUACGCUGCUAGGCGCACUUGGUCAAGGUUUCGACGCCUCCGAGGCUGAUGCAAUCACAACUCUGCAAACAAUGUUUGUGUCAAAGUCGAAGUCAAAGUCCCCCGUCUACCUUGUUACCUUGGACGAGAUCGAUCACAUUCUGACGCUGGGUUUGGAAAGUCUUUACCGAGUAUUUGAGUGGUCCUUACAAAAGAACUCUUGUCUUAUUCUUGUCGGUAUUGCCAACGCCCUAGACCUGACUGAUCGAUUUCUCCCUCGACUCAAGGCAAAGAAUCUCAAGCCUGACCUUCUGGCGUUCCUCCCCUAUACCGCCACCCAAGUCAAGACUAUCAUCACCUCACGACUCAAAUCUCUUAUGCCUGCAGAUGGGAAGGAAGGAUAUGUCCCGUUUAUCCACCCCGCUGCCAUUGAGUUGUGCUCUCGCAAAGUGUCAAGCCAGACUGGAGAUCUUCGCAAGGCUUUUGAGAUUUGCCGCCGUGCGUUGGACCUAAUUGAGACCGAAACUCGACAGAAGCACGAGGAAGAAGCCAGAGAGGAGCUGCUGCAAAUGACUCCUUCCAAGCGACCCCUCGGAGAAAAUAUCAACGGAGCAUCGACUGGAUCGAGGAGCGUGGUUCAGGUUAUGGCGAACACUCUCAAGGCUCUUACAGCAGAGACGGCGCCUCGAGCCUCAAUUGGCCACCUCAACAAGAUCACAGCAGCUGCUUUCAGCAAUGGAACAACACAGCGACUCAAAGCACUCAACCUUCAACAGAAGGCUGCACUGUGUGCCUUGAUAGCCUAUGAGAAGCGAAUCCGAGCUGCUGCCAAGAUGACCAAUGGCAGCGCUACUCCCUCAAAGUCGAAACUUUUGGCGCCAACCAUCAAGACUUUGUUCGAUGCGUACUGUCAGCUGUGUACCCGCGACUCAGUUCUGCACCCCUUGUCUAGCUCUGAAUUUAGAGAGGUUGCCGGCAGCCUCGAAACUUUGGGAUUGGUUAACGCAUCUGACGGGAAGAGCGGAAGCUUUAUCACACCGCAGACACCCAGCAAGCGAGGCCGCAAGACUCUUGCCGCUACAGGAGACGAACGAAGAAUUACGAGCUGUGUUGGAGAGAAGGAGGUUGAGUCUAUAGCCGACGGCAUCGGCACUGGUAUUCUAAAGAGCAUUUUGAGCGGAGAAGCAUUGGAUUAG
This is a messenger RNA of Fusarium sp. VM40, 1812 nucleotides long. Lineage: Eukaryota; Fungi; Ascomycota; Sordariomycetes; Hypocreales; Nectriaceae. The record is from the annotation of a GenBank genome assembly.